CAUAAAUUUGUUUUGAUCACUGUUAUUUGUUUUCAGAUGAUGUUUGUAUUUUCGUUAUAAAUUUGUAUCGUUUUGGAACUGUAGGAAAUAAAACACAUAUCUGUUUUCAGUUAAUUCAAAUUAAAGUAUUUAAAUAUAUAUUCGUAUAAAUAUAAAAAAUCGGCUGCAAUGUCCUCAAUCGAUAUAAAGUUAGAGGUGUGUGUCGAUUCAAUUGCUUCGGCACUAGCCGCGGCCGAGGGCGGUGCUUCACGCAUUGAACUAUGUUCCGCGCUAACUGAAGGAGGCUUAACGCCUUCACCAGGAACACUGAAAACACUUAAGGAACUUAUAACCAUACCAAUUUAUUGCAUGCUACGACCAAGACGAGGAAAUGAUUUCAAUUACUCAAAUGCAGAAAUAGAAGCGAUAUUGCUUGAUUUGGAUAUACUACGUUCCCAUGGCGCUGAUGGAUUUGUCUUUGGCGCACUUACCGAACAGCGUUCCAUCGAUGUGAAAAAAUGUCAACGUGUUUUGGAGCGCGCUGGAGGCAUGCCACUUACAUUCCAUCGUGCAUUCGAUCUCACUAAUCCACAAUUAAUGCAUGAAAAUGUCAACAUAAUAAAAGAAUUAGGUUUUAAACGUUUGCUCAGUAGCGGUUUUCGCGUCACCGCUAUCGAGGGUAGUGAUAAUCUAGCACAACUCAUUGCUAAGCAUCGUGAUAUAAUUAUAAUGCCUGGUGCUGGUAUUAGUGUAAGCAAUUUGGAUGAAUUGUUAACAAUUACAAAAUGCGUAGAAUUUCAUGCUUCUGCACAAGCAGCAGCUGGCGCUAUAACCAAUAAUGGCGGCGUGGCGAGCAUGGAUUGCGAUGUAACAAUGGGUAAGCAAGACGUGUCUCCCUACGCGACAACAGACGUUAAUGUGGUACGUAGAAUGGUUACCAUCGCAAUGGCAGCAAAAUAAAGAAUAAAAAAAUUAAGCGUCGCUUUUCCUUACCGAAUACAAGACAUUUUUGAACAAUGCGUGGUUACUUUUUACCUCAUAUUUUUAGAAGCAAAACCGUUCAUAAUCUAUAAUAAACCGUUCACUUUGAUGAAA
Messenger RNA from Bactrocera neohumeralis, 1074 nucleotides. Its product is annotated as copper homeostasis protein cutC homolog. Lineage: Eukaryota; Metazoa; Arthropoda; Insecta; Diptera; Tephritidae. The record is from RefSeq and is a predicted model, not a curated record. Gene Ontology annotation, molecular function: copper ion binding. Bases 169 to 939 code for a protein of 256 amino acids. The transcript has a single exon.